AUGUUCUUCCACAUGGUUUUGGAGCGGAACAUGCAGUUACAUCCACGAUUCUUUGGUCGAAGCCUUCGUGAAAACCUCGUCUCUAAGCUCAUAAAAGAUGUCGAGGGCACUAUCAGUGGCCGACAUGGGUUUGUAGUAGCGGUAACUGGAGUAGAAAACAUAGGAAAAGGAUUGAUACGAGAUGGGACUUCUUUUGUCACCUACCCCGUUAAGUACCGAUGCGUUGUUUUCAGACCUUUCAAAGGCGAGGUUUUGGAAGCUGUGGUCACACGAGUCGUUCAGAACGGAUUCUUUGCUGAAGCUGGCCCUCUUCAGAUUUUCGUGUCCGAUUAUUGCAUGCCAGAUGGUAUGGAGUAUCAGGCUGGUGACAUGCCUAAAUACACAUCAUCAGAUGGAUCAGUUAGGAUCCAAAAAGAGUGUGAAGUGUUACUAAAGAUCAUUGGCAUGAGAUUCGAUGGCACUGAGAUCUCCUGUGUGGGUAGCAUCAACGAAGAAUUUUUGGGGCUCAUAAUCGAUCCUGCAGCCGUUGCAUAA
This is a messenger RNA of Eruca vesicaria subsp. sativa (arugula), 534 nucleotides long. The record is from the annotation of a GenBank genome assembly. Lineage: Eukaryota; Viridiplantae; Streptophyta; Magnoliopsida; Brassicales; Brassicaceae.